Molecule: messenger RNA, 1913 nt
Organism: Phytophthora nicotianae INRA-310
Lineage: Eukaryota; Oomycota; Peronosporomycetes; Peronosporales; Peronosporaceae
Exons: 1
Coding region: 166-1836 (556 amino acids)
Biological process (GO): amino acid transport; transmembrane transport
Cellular component (GO): membrane
Molecular function (GO): amino acid transmembrane transporter activity
Source: RefSeq, a predicted model, not a curated record
GCUCGGCAGGCGCACCCUCAUCUUGCACCCUGCUGUUUGCUGUUGGUCUCCCUAACGAGUCUUUUGCUUGAUUCCGUUCAUUCUUCAAUUCGCCGUGGAAGUCGCAGUGGGGGGCACUCUACCAACCGAACAUUGUUCCUGUCGAAGAACUCUACAUCGUCCACCAUGGAUAUCAAGCCCACCUUCAUGCAGAACGUCCUACGCACGAAGCCGCUCGCGGUCAUCAAAGCCGAGGAGGCUGCCGAAGAACUACCUCGUCAAUUGUCCCUUUUCGAUCUGGUGUGCAUUGGCAUUGGUGGCACAGUCGGUAGCGGUGUCUUCUCCACAACCGGCGACAUUAUCAGUGGCACGGCUGGCCCCGCUGCCUUCGUGAGCUGGAUCAUUGCUGGUGUCGUGUGCUGCAUCAACGCUCUGGCCUAUAUGGAGCUGGUUACACGCGUACCAUCAUCGGGUAGUACGUACGCCUACUCAUUCUACGCACUCGGAGAGCUACCGGCCGUCAUCGCAGCGUGGUUGCUAACGCUCGAGUACGGUAUCUCCGGCUCAGGUGUCGCCCGUAGUUGGGCGUCCAAAGUCCAGGAAUGGCUCGUGGAUGAACACCCGGAACACACCUACCAGUGGUUGAACGAAGACUACACUAAUUUACUCGGUGCUGUGCUAAUGGCACUCUGUGUGAGUGUGUUGCUGAUGGGUGUUCGCUUUGGCAAAUUCUUCGUCAACACCUUCAGCUCCAUCAAGGUAAUUGUGGUGCUGUUCAUCAUCAUCGCUGGUUUCGCCUUCAUGGAUUCGGACAACCUCUCGCCCUUCGUCCCACCUCGCCAGGAUUUGGACGGAACGAUGACGUUCGGUACGCAGGGAAUCAUUACUGGUGCCUCGUCGGCCUUCUUCGGAUACAUUGGUUUCGAUGAGGUUUGCUGUCUGGCCGCUGAGGCUAAGAACCCCAAGAAGGUCAUGCCGCUGGCUGUGAUUUGCGUGGUGCUAGGCACCAUGUUCUUAUCCUGCUUCGCGUCACUAGUACUGUCGGGUAUGAUCCCGUACCUUGAGGCUCAAAGCUUUGGUGCUGGUUUCGAGUACCAGGGCGCACACUGGGCCUCUCAGAUCGUGCGUGCUGGUGAGACGUGCACGAUGCCCGUCGUGGUGCUGGUCAGCUUCCUGGCCCAGCCGCGUCUGAACUACGCCCUAGCGUGUGAUGGUCUGAUGCCCCGUAUCUUCGCUAAGGUCGACGAUAAGGGCAACCUGUUCGCCAACACGCUGAUCUCUGGUCUCUUCUUCACGGUUGUGGCCUUCGUGGUGCCGUUCGACACGCUUUGGGAUAUCGUCAGCUUCGGCAUCCUUCUAUCGUUCAACAUGUCGAUGUCAUCCCUUCUAAUGGUCCGAAUGAGGAAGGAGUCCCCAUCGCUUGCGCCAAAGCUCAUCGGUCUCUUGGUGGCGUUUGCGUGGCUCGCUGCUUUCUUCUAUCAGAUCGGAUACUCGAACGAGAGUCACACGUGGUGCCUAGUCUUGGGCAUCGUCUUCCUAGUGCUCGCAGUCAUUGUGUGCUUCGUCAUGUUCUUCAAGUGCCCACAGGAGCCCCAGAGCGGUGAUAACUUUACGGCCCCGUUCGUACCAUUCCUCCCCACGGUCGCCAUUUUGGCCAACUUCUACUUAGCUGCCCAGAUCAGCUACACGGGGAUCUACACGAGCUGCGCAUGGCUGGCAGCGAGCGUUAUCUUCUACUUUUGCUACGGCUAUAAGCACUCGGCCGGUCGUACCGGCUGGAGUGCUCUGAUGAGUCUACCGCGUGACUCUACUUUGCGUUCUCCCAUGAUCUCGGACAAGAAACAACUCCAGGAGUAGAACAUUUCUUUAGUAUUUAGUUGGGGUAUUGUUUUUAAAAAAACACACUAAAAACUUCGUUUUGUUUUGUACCGAUG